Pisolithus orientalis is the source of this 1171-nucleotide messenger RNA. RefSeq lists its product as uncharacterized. The transcript has a single exon. NCBI's taxonomy places the organism in Eukaryota, Fungi, Basidiomycota, Agaricomycetes, Boletales, Pisolithaceae. The coding region runs from base 269 to 1171 and encodes 300 amino acids. The record is from RefSeq and is a predicted model, not a curated record.
GGGGUUCCCAACUGGUUUGGUUUCCGUCGCCUCUCCGCCAGAUCCAAGCUUCCUUUUCCCAAACCCUCGCGCUUUAUCAAUCGAAGUGCCCUGUUCACUUUCUUCGAUUAGAGCCAAGAAUGUGCACGCAGAGGCUUACAAGGUCGUCUUUCGUUUCUUCCGUCUUCUUAUUGGACCACACCUGUCUGCCCUUCGGUUUGACAUUCCUAACGAAUUCUACGCCCAUCUCGACAUCUCUUCCAUACCAGCGCUUUGCCCAAACGUCUGCAUGUUGAGCAUACGAGGGUUCGACUCCCAAAGGUCUGAAAAAACCAUGCAUUUGUUGUACCGGGCAGUUUCCGAGCUCAGCCGUGUAGAGAUUGUCAGGUCUAGUGUACCCUCCUGGCAUAUACUGAGCAGUCUCGCUCAGGCGAAUGCACUGCGACGGUUGUCGGUGAAUUUUCCUUAUCACCUUGGCCCUGCGACAGGGCACCUCAGCGGCGACGUUUUCCCUCGACUUCGCGCUCUGGAAAUUUGGGCGAGCUCCAUUGCACAAUGCACAGAUCUGUUCCGCUGGAUUCCCCUCAAUCAAGUCGCUGAGAUGUUUAUCUGUUUAGCAUCCCACAAAUACCGCGAUCCUUUGCAAGCACUAGUUGAGGUGUCAUCUCUGGUUUCAUCCCAGUGCCAGUCUCUAGAUUUCCUCUGGAUUUCGAUUCCCCUGAAUGCUUCCACCCGCCACGUCACAUCUACUUGGUGGCGAUGUAUGUUGGAACCCUACCAAACUUGUCAUCACCUCAAGGUUAUUGCAUUGCAGGUUUCAAGCAGCUUGACACUUGCAGACAAUGACUUGGAGGACAUGGUCAAGGCUUGGCCACACUUGGAGGUGUUUCACCUAUUUCCUGAUAACAGUGAGGACCCUCCAGUUCAGCUCACGUUUCGAGGAGUUAUCGCCCUGCUACAUCGUUGCCUCAAGCUCAAGGAUUUUACCUUGAUGUUCCGUGCGACCCCAUUUCAACGCGUCGCUCGACUUAGCAACGGAAAACUCGUACGGAACACCUCGGUGAAGCGUAUGGGAGUCCACACGUCCUGUGUUUCGGAAAAUAGCGAUGUCGCUGAAUAUCUCUCCAUUAUCAUGCCGUCUUUGAAGAUCAUUCGUCUCACAGAAAGGGCUCAUGAGGCUUCAUGGUCCUAG